Rotaria sp. Silwood2 is the source of this 996-nucleotide messenger RNA. NCBI's taxonomy places the organism in Eukaryota, Metazoa, Rotifera, Eurotatoria, Philodinida, Philodinidae. The record is from the annotation of a GenBank genome assembly.
AUGAUUGUCGAUUCUCUUAAACAUGCUACUAAUGAAUGUAAUAUUUAUGGUGGUUUCUUCUUAUUUUUUAUUGGUAUGAUUGGUAAUAUAUUAAAUAUUAUCAUAUUUACAUCAUUAAAAACAUUUCGUGAAACUUCAGCUGCUUUCUAUAUGAAUGUUGCAUCAACUGUUAAUGUUUUUCAACUUGUUGUUGGUUUAUUAUCUCGUAUACUUAUAACUGGUUAUGAUAUUGAUCCAACAAAAACUUCAUCAUUUUUUUGUAAAGCCCGACAAUUUACAUUGAUUACAACUAUGUUGAUUAUUUUUUCUUGUAUGUGUUUUGCAACAAUUGAUCAAUUUUUAUUAUUAACAAAUCGUUGGCGUCAUCUUUGUAAUCUUCAAGUAGCUAGUCGUCUUGUUAUAAUUGCUUUCAUAGUGUGUUUUUUACAUGGAAUUCCAGUAUUGAUUUUUCAAGAUCUUUAUCCACCACUUGGAACUGGUGAAACAACUUGUUCAUUUACAAAUAACGAUUAUUCUAUUUAUUAUUCUCGAUUUCUUUUUCCUGUUUUACUUGGUAUUUUACCUUUAAUUGUUCGAAUUACUUUUGGUCUUCUUGCUUUUAUUAAUGUUCGUCAGUUACAAAAUCGUCAAGUACCAAUUGUUCGAUUAGAACGUGAUAAACAAUUAACAGCAAUGGUAUUAGUUGAAGUUGUUUUUGAUGUUAUUAUUACAUUACCUUAUAGUAUUUACAAUCAUUGGUAUUCUAGUACUGUAAAGUUUUCUGAUCCAGUUAGUAUUGCACAAAAUCAACUGAUUACAUCAAUAACACGUCUUAUUUUUUAUGGAAAUUUUUCGAUUCCAUUCUAUAUUUAUUGUUCUGUAUCAUCACGUUUUCGUCGACAAUUAGUUCAUGUUCUUACUAAUAUUUAUUUUAAGUGUUGGCAAGAACACAUUAAUCGUCGUCAAAUAAAUCGUGUUGCUCCACGAUCAAUAGUUGAAGUUAAUACUGUGUUAUAA